Messenger RNA from Globicephala melas (long-finned pilot whale), 2289 nucleotides. It is a transcript of the gene ADAM30, whose product is annotated as ADAM metallopeptidase domain 30. The record is from RefSeq and is a predicted model, not a curated record. NCBI's taxonomy places the organism in Eukaryota, Metazoa, Chordata, Mammalia, Artiodactyla, Delphinidae. Gene Ontology annotation, molecular function: metalloendopeptidase activity. Gene Ontology annotation, cellular component: sperm head plasma membrane; external side of plasma membrane; plasma membrane. Gene Ontology annotation, biological process: male gonad development; proteolysis.
AUGAGGUCAGUGAGGACGCUCCUCUGCCCAGGCCGUUCGCUCCCCUUGCUAGUCCUGCCCGUGCUCCUGGUUGACUCUCUUGGCAAGGAUUUAAUUUUUCACCCCGAGUGGGGCUUUGACUCCUAUGAAAUCACCGUCCCCAAGAAGCUGAGCUUCCAUGGAGGGGAGCAGGGUGUGGCCAAGCACGUGUCCUACCUCCUGCAGGUAAAAGGCAAGAACCACGUCCUCCACCUGUGGCCCAAGAGGUUUCUAUUGCCCCGGAAUCUGCAGGUUUUCUCCUUCACAGAACAGGAGAGGCUCUUGGAGGAUCACCCUUAUAUACCCAGCGACUGCAACCAUAUGGGCUUGGUUGAAGGAAAUCAGGAUUCUAAAGCUACUUUAAGUACAUGCAUGGGGGGUCUCCGAGGCAUACUGAAAGUCAAUGCCAACCAUUACCAAAUCGAGCCCCUCAGAGCCUCUUCCAAUUUUGAACAUGUCAUAUAUCUCCUAAAGAAAGAGGAGGAAUUUCCCAAUCAGAUCUGUGGCUCAACUAAUGAUGAAACAGUAGAGCAGUUGGCCGAGCAUGAGAACAGGGCUAGGAUACAUGACUUUAGUGAGGCAUAUAUGCACCAAAAGUACUUGGAAUUAGCCCUGGUCUUUGAUAACAGUAGGUAUUUAUAUUUGAACUCCAAACUUACUCAAGUCAUAAAUGAUGCCAUUCUUCUGACUGCAAUUGCAGACUCUUACUUUCAAGAUGUCCGUACGAGAAUACAACUAUUAGCUAUGGAAGUAUGGACAGACAGAGACAAAAUAGCACUUAAUGCCCCAGUGAUAUCACAAGUUUUAGGCCAGUUUGUGCAAUACAGAUCACGUGACCUGAGUCGUCGGAUUCCAGCAGAUCGGGCACACCUAUACCUUAAAAAACAGUUUAGUGGGGCUUCCCUGUUUAGUGAUGCGCUUUCACAGCACUGGGGAAGUGUAUGUAGUACAUUGCCUUCUGGAUCUACACGUUCUAUUCUAGAUAAAAAUAUCCUUGGACCUGCCAGUUGGACGACUCAUGCUCUGGGCCAUAGUGUGGGAAUGAUCCACGAUUACAAAUACUGCCAAUGUAAGGGUAGGCAUAGUUGCAUCAUGGGCACUGGAUGAACUGGGUUUAGUAAUUGUAGUUAUGCCGAAUUUUAUUCGCAGGUAAGUUCAGGAUUAAACUGUCUAACGGAUAUCCCAGGAUUAGGUUAUGUGGUAAAGAGAUGUGGAAACAAAAUUGUGGAAGAGAAUGAGGAAUGUGAUUGUGGUUCAAGAGAGGACUGUAAAGAAGACCCAUGUUGUCAGCCAGAUUGUAAAUUCAAAGAAGGUGCCUGUAGCACUGGACGUUGCUGUCAUAACUGUCAAUUUCGUCCAUCUGGAUAUACGUGUCAGGGGGAAGAAAAUGAAUGUGACCUUGCAGAGCACUGCAGUGGGACCUCAGCAUUCUGCCCAAGUGACGCAUAUAAGCAGGAUGGAACUCCGUGCAAGUACAGAGCCCGUUGUGUCAGAAAGGGCUGCCAAUCCAGAACUGUGCAGUGUCCAAAUAUUUUUGGAGCUGAUGCCAUGGGGGCUCCUCUUCAAUGCUACAAUGCAGUUAAUGUAAUAGGUGACCAAUAUGGGAACUGUGGUAUUUUAGGAGUUCGUCAGUAUGAGAAGUGUCCCAGAGAAAAGGCAUUAUGUGGCAGGCUACAGUGUAUAAAUGUCGAAACCAUCCCUGAUAUGCAAGAUCAUACUAUUCUAAUUUCCACUCACCUGCAUGAAGAAAAUCUCAUGUGCUGGGGCACUGGCUAUCAUCUAGCCAUGGUACCUAUGGGGUUACCUGACCUGGAUGUGAUAAGUGAUGGUACCUUCUGUGGUAAGGAGCGGAUAUGUUUUAAUAGAAAUUGUGUGAAUAGCUCAGUCCUGAAUUUUGACUGUUUGCCUGAGAAUUGCAACGGCCGAGGCAUUUGCAACAGUAACAAAAACUGCCACUGCAUGUAUGUCUGGGCCCCUCCAUUCUGUGAGGAGUGGGGGUAUGGAGGGAGCGUUGACAGUGGGCCUCCAGGACCCCUAAAGAGGGAGGUGCCCGCCUCACUUCAGGUCGUGUCCAUUAUGUUAAUGCGCCUGAUUUUCUUAAUUAUCUCAGUGAUUGUUGUGCUUUUCAGGAAAAUCAUAGGAAGUUAUAAAUCCAAAGAGAAAGAAACACCACCAAUUAACACUGGAGCAGAACAAUUCAAGACCAAAAUGAUCAAGAAACCAAAAAAGCAAUCAGGCAAUCCACUGUCACUCUAUUACACAGGGUCAUAA